AUGUCGUCGAGAAGAGCUGCCGCUGCCGCUGCUCAAAAGGGUAAAACUCUCUCCUCUCCAGCUUCUAUUGAAAUUACCAUUUCUGCCCUUGAUUCUAAAAUCACAGAGAACAAGAUCCCGACUCCAACCCAAUUCAACCAUUUGGUGAAUGAUCUAUUCAAUUCGAUUCGAGCCGGUGCUUUUGUGAGGUUAGAGGAUGCAGCGGGCCUCUUCAAUCGUAUGGUCCGCACGCAGCCGCUGCCUUCAAUCCAGACCUUUAAUCGCCUGUUAACUACUAUUGCUAAAAUGAAACACUAUUCGACCGUGAUUUCUUUUCAUCGGGAGAUGAAUUGGUUAGGGAUCCCAUUCGAUAUCUAUAGUUGGAGCAUUCUUCUCAAUUGUUUCUGCCGCUUGAAUGGCGUCCGUUCCGGUUUCGCUGUUCUCAGCAACAUCCUGAAACGUGGCCAUGAGCCGAACGUUGUGACUCUGGCUACUUUUAUUAAGGGGUUUUGUAUGGAAGGGCGGAUUGGGGAAGCGAGUAGUUUCUUUCUGAAGACGGUAGAAAUGGGAUAUCCUUAUAAUGUGGUGUCGUUUGGGAUACUAAUUGACGGUCUUUGCAAGUCGGGGAAGAACGGAAUGGCUCUUGGGUUGCUUCGGAAAAUGGAGAAGGGAGUGGGUAAAUGUAGUCCUAACCUUACUGUUUAUACCACAAUCAUCGACAGUCUAUGCAAAGAUGGGCUCACAAGGGAGGCGCUUAACCUCUUCUCAGAAAUGGUUGGUAAAGGGAUUCUGCCGGAUGUUUUCACUUAUAGUUCUUUAAUUCAUGGACUAUGCAAUUUAGGGCAGUGGAAAGAAGCAAUGAGUCUGUUUGAGGAAAUGUCGAAUCGAGGAAUCUCACCCGAUGUGACAACCUUCAACAUACUGGUGAAUGCUCUUUGCAAAGAAGGAAUGGUUAAAGAAGCCCAUGGAUUACUAGAAUGGAUGACCCAGAGAGGUGAGGAGCCUAAUGUAAUCACGUACAAUGCAUUGAUGGAUGGCUACUGUUUUACUGGCCAAAUGGAUGCCGCCUUAAAGAUAUUUGAUUACAUGGUGUGUAAAGGUCAUAAGCCUAAUGUCGUGACUUAUGCCAUAUUAAUCAACGGCUAUUGCAAGAAGCAGAUGGUAGACUAGGCUAUGUGGCUUUUCCGAGAAAUGCCUUGCAAGGGAUUGAAGCCCAAUGUUGUUACUUACAACACUCUUAUAGGUGGGCUGUACCGGGUACGGAGAAUUGUGGCUGCACAAGAGCUCUUCGAUGAGAUGAAAGCUCAUGGACAAUGUCCGAAUCUCAUCACAUACACCAUUUUGAUGGAUGGGCUGUGUAAAAGUGAGCGUCCUGUUGAGGCAAUGAAACUACUUAAUGAGAUGCAAAUUAGAGGAAUUCAACCAAAUAAUAAUUUUAUUGGUGUCCUUAUCAAUGGGAUGUGUGAAGCUAAGGAACUUAAAUAUGCGAAGGAGCUUUUCAGUUGGGCCUCCACCAAGGGCUUAGGGAAUAAUGUUAGGACAUAUAACACACUAAUCAAUGGCCUCUGUAACGAAGGGCUUUUAGAGGAAGCUAAUGGAUUGUUCUUUCAAAUGGAAGAGAAGGAUUUCCAACCAGACAGUGUCACCUUCAAUGCUUUAAUUAGGGGCUUUCUACAAAAGAAUGAUACCCUCAAGGCAAUGCAACUUCUCGGGGAAGUGGCUAAAAGAAAUUUUUCUGUGGAUGCUUCCACCGCAACUAUGUUAGUGGGCUUGCUCACAGAGGACGAAAAAGGUCAAGAAUACCUGGGAAUGCUUCAUAAAUUUGUGCCCUAGGGCGAAGGAGAGGUGAUGUCCAUGAUGUUGAUUAUGACAAUGGUGGUGGUGAAUAUGGUUAUGAUGAUAAAUUGAUAAUAUUGGACUAUGUUGUUGAACAACAGAUUAUGAUGAAGAACGUAGCAUUGGGAUAUGCAUGUUGGGUGGAAUGGCCUUGAUUCAUGAUGAAAGUCAGGCCCUUGAUUGAGUGGAAUGGCCAUGGGAUAAGGCUUAGAUGACGACGACGACAAUGAUGACCUCUGCUGCUAUUGGAUUUUCUACUCGAAGUUCUGAAUAUAUGAGUUUGCACUUCUAUUCUUCAUAUGCUCAGUUGGUUUUCCGUGGGCUUCUAUCCUUCAAUCCUUCAGCUCAUGGGAGUGAAUUUGGUGGUGCUAUGCUUGUCAUGAGCAGUGGGGUUUUGCUGGGCAGUUUCAUAUCAAAUUCCAUGGUUUUAAGCUGUUGUGCGGAAUUGCAGGCCAGUAACAGCCCCAAGGAUCUGUUGUGAUUUUGAUUGAUUCAUAGAGUUUGGUUGUUAUCAUCAAAUGGAAUGGCCCCAUGUGCUAUUUGUAUGGGCUGCUCAGAUGUCAGACACCCUUUCAGUGAUUCAUGCGUUGCAGCAUCUUUUUGUUUUUGAAUUGAUGCAGUUGGAGCCGAUUUCUUUCUUACUUCUUCUUACUUGGUUUCUUUCUUUUCUUGUCUUCUUUUUUUAUUAGUUGAAUGCAGAUGAUGUCCAAUGUUAAUGGUCAAUCUAUGCAUUAGUGGCUAGCUGUUGCCGUCUGCUCGGGAUAGUUUAUUUUACAGUGGAUUCAUUGAUGGAGACUAGGUGCAGGCCAGUGGCAGCUUGAUUUUUCUCCAAUUUUCUGUGCAUUCAUGGCCUUCUGACGUUGGUAUAGUGAUGUCUUAGAUACGGGCAAUUCGUCUAACUUUUGAGUAGUUAAAAGUAGCCCACUUGUUUAUGCAUUGUCAAUUUGCAAACUUCAUGUGAGAAGCUUUUCCGAUCUCCUUGGUAUAGGUUUAUAUACUGAUGCAGGGAGGGACAUGAUGAGGUCGAUCACCAUCUUCCUCGGGGGAUAUCUGCUCCGAAUCCAUGGAGCUCUUUGGACUCCUAACAGAGCUUCCUCAAAUUCACAAGGGAUAAAAGAGUUGCUCUUCUAUUCUUCAUAUGCCCAGUUGGUUUGCUGUUCGCUAUGGGCUUCUAUCCUUCAAUCCUUCAGCUCAUGGGAGUGAAUUUCGUGGUACUUUGCUUGUCAUGAGCAGUGGGGUUUUGCUGGGCAGUAUCCUAUCGAAUUCCAAGGUUUUUAAAGUUGUAGUGCAGAAUUGCAGGCCAGUAACAGCCCCAAGGAUCUGUUCUGAUUUCGAUUGAUUCAUAGAAUUUGGUUGUUAUAAUGAGAUGGGCUGGCCCCUUGUGCUAUUUGUAUGGGCUGCUCAGAUGACAGACAGUCUUUCAGUGAUUCAUGGGUUCAUUUUGUAUUCGAA
Magnolia sinica is the source of this 3267-nucleotide messenger RNA. Its product is annotated as pentatricopeptide repeat-containing protein At1g63080, mitochondrial-like. Gene Ontology annotation, molecular function: protein binding. Bases 1 to 1149 code for a protein of 382 amino acids. The record is from RefSeq and is a predicted model, not a curated record. The transcript is spliced from 5 exons. NCBI's taxonomy places the organism in Eukaryota, Viridiplantae, Streptophyta, Magnoliopsida, Magnoliales, Magnoliaceae.